Messenger RNA from Stegastes partitus (bicolor damselfish), 4251 nucleotides. RefSeq lists its product as uncharacterized. NCBI's taxonomy places the organism in Eukaryota, Metazoa, Chordata, Actinopteri, Pomacentridae. Bases 399 to 2729 code for a protein of 776 amino acids. Gene Ontology annotation, cellular component: cytoskeleton. The record is from RefSeq and is a predicted model, not a curated record. The transcript has 13 exons.
GGCUUUAUUUACGCCUUUACGCUCCUCGCCGGCGAUGACAUGAAGCACCGUCAGGCAGCCGGUGUCGGAUUCAGGCCGAGCUAACGGCCACCGGUGCAGCUGUGCGGCGGGAAGCCCGGCCCGGUGUCGGUUUGUUGUACAGGGUUAGCUGCUGAGCUAGCUAGCUGCCUGCUUCUUUUAACGCUUUAGCGGGAGUUAGCCUCGGAGGAGACCGAUAACCGCCGCCCGGUCACAGCCUCGGUACAUCUGGCCCCGGACCGCCCCGCAGGAUGCUCGGAGGAGGGCUGCGGUAGGACGGACACAGCCGGUAACCCCGCAGCGGAUGUAGCUAACACCGGGCCCGAAUACCAGCACACCUCCUCCCCUCCUGCUCUCCUGCUCUCCUUCCUUCCUCUCCCAUGAUCGCCAUGGAGCCUCCCGCCCUCAACCCGCUGCCUCAGUUCCCGGAGAACUCCUACAAGAUGACCGAGGAGGACGUGAAGAGGCUGAUCGAGUUCAGGGCCUCCAACGAAGCUCUGUUCACCGGGAAGAGGAACUCUGCCAAGAUCGCCUGGAGCACCAUCCUGAAAGGCCUCGGCCUCGAAGGGAAGCUCACUGCCGACCAGAUUGCCAAAAAAUGGGACAACUUGCGGACGAAAUAUAAGGACCUGAAGCAGCCCUACCAGGGUCAGGACCACAUCGGGGGCGUGGUGGAGUCGUGGCCCUGGUUCCACAUCAUGGACGAAGCCAUGCAGGGUCGCCUCUACAACAGCAACCUGGUGCUGAGUCCGGAGAACGCCGGCAGCGCCGCUCACCGCCCCAACAGCCAGCCGAGCCAGAACCAGGAGAACACCGACAUCCUGGAGUUCCUCAUCAAGACGGAGAUGGAGGACACGGUGGCGGCAGAGGCGGCGGACGACGACGGGACGGUCCACGCCGAGGCGGCGCCCAUCGAGGGCGUCCCGAUGGGCUGGAGGAGGAUGUCCGAGUGCUCGUACAAAAUGACGGAGCCAGAAACAGAGAGGAUGAUCAAACUUCGAGCUGCAAACGAAGCACUUUUCACCGGAAGGAAACAUUCAGCCAAACCGGCCUGGAGAGCCAUUCUGUAUGAGUUGGGUCUUCAAGGGAAACUGACCACUGACCAGUUGGCCAAGAAGUGGGACAACCUGAAGAGGAGGUACAAGGAGCUGAAGUUUCCGGCCCGCGGCGUGGAGACCAACCCCAGCUCGUGGCCCUGGUUCUACCGCAUGAACGACGCCAUGGAGGGACGCUUCGCCGGCGCCGCGCCCAUCCUCACCCCCAUCGUGGAGGACGAGGACGAGGACUGCGAGCCGCUGUCGUCCACGCCGAAGAAACGAGCGCGCCGGAGCCGAGGGGGGAUGGCCGAGUUCCUGACGGAGUCCGAGAUGGACCUGCUGGUGGACAACGAGGAGAAGAACGGGUCGACGGCGCUGGGAGAGCUGCACCGCAUGGCCGAGUUCACCUACAAACUGACAGAAGACGACACCAGGCGACUGAUCGAGCUGCGAGCUGCUAAUGAGUCUCUGUUCACGGGGAGGAGGAACACCGCCAAGCCGGCCUGGAGGGGGAUCGUGAAGGAGAUGGGACUGACGGGGAAGAUCACACCUGACCAGGUCGCCAAGAAGUGGGACAACCUGAAGACCAAAUUCAAGGACCUGAAGUUUCCUCCUCGGGGGAUGGAGGCCCAGACCAACCCGGCCUCCUGGCCCUGGUUCCAGCUGAUGAGCGACGCUCUGGAGGGACGUCUGGCGGGGAAAGCUCCCAGAGUGACGCCGGUGUGGACCAACGAGGAGGACGCCGUGUUCGGCUCGUCUCCGCCCGCCGACAGGGACUGUCUGAUGGUGGAGAGGGGCAGCGUGUCGGAGCUGGAGAGCAUGGUGGGCGGAGACAACGCCGAGGCCGACGGCAACGUCACCUACAUCGACGCCAGCGGGGAGGAGUGUUCAACGCUGUCGGACCUCACCUACAAGAUGACGGAUCAGGACACCAGAAGGAUGAUCAAACUACGAGCUGCUAAUGAGUCGCUGUUCACCGGGAGGAGAAACGCUGCCAAAGCUGCCUGGAAAGCCAUCCUGAAGGAACUCGGGCUGCAGGGGAAGGUUUCCACCUACCAGAUGGCCAAGAAGUGGGACAAUCUGAAGAGGAGAUACAAGGACCUCAAGUAUCCUCCCGUCGGGAUGGAGAGCGUCGCGGACGGCGCCUCCUCCUGGCCGUGGUUCCACCUGAUGAACGAAGCCAUGGAGGGCCGGCUGGCGAGCAGCGCCCCCCUCCUCACCCCCGUCACCCAGGACGACGACCAGCACCCCGACCCCGCCCCCCGACACAGCAGGCCCCGCCCCCUGCCUCCUCCCCCGCCCCCCUCCUCCUCCUCGGACUACGUACAGGACUCGUUCGCUGAUACCGCGGACCAGAACCAGCGCGGCUCGGAGGCCUGCGACGGGCCGCUGGGCGGACUGGAGCGGGAGUGGGAGAUGGUGGAGCGAGAGAGGGCGGCGCUGGAGCGGGAGAGGGAGAUGGUGGAGCGGGACCGGGCGGCGGUGGAGAGGGAGCGGGCGGCGGUGCAGGCCGAGCGGCUGUGGCUGGACCGGGAGAGGGCGGCGGUGGAGCGGGACCGGGCCAUGGUGGAGCAGGAGAGGGCGGCGCUGGGCCGGGAGAGGGAGGUUCUGGACCAGAGAGCCCUGAUGCUGAACUCUGUGGGACACUCCGGACACCUCAACGCCCUCAUGUAGGCUCUGGGGGGGCGUGGAGCGUCCCUGUACAGAACUCCUGUUGGUCCUGGACGGACUCGCUGCUCCUCUGGAUCCAGACGUGGCAGCUGCUGGUCUUCCACACGGAGCUGCUGAAGGACUGAGCUCGCUGGGGGGCCGGUCCUGGACAUGUGCACCUCUGGGGGCGUCGACGUCUGAACAGAGGAGCUGCACAACUCAGCAGUCCAGAGUUUAGUCACUGAAGGGGAAGUUUUUUUAUUGCGUGAUAACCGGAGUCAUAUCUUCACACCUUCAGCCUUUUUUGUUUUUAUCGAAAGAUCUCCUGAAAUAUUUUAAACAGUGCAGCCUUCAGGUGAAUGAAGAGUCCAGCUUAUGCACAUGUGCAGGUUUUUAAAGUCACAUGAUUUAUUGUUUUCAUAGUUUUUUUUAGUCCGGGAGCGUUUAGGAGAGCAAAUACAGAAACACUAACGGGACAAGACCGACUGACAAACACACACACAGCAGACGUUCUGCUCGGAUUGUGCAGCUCCGCCUGUUCAGACCUCAGAGUGCCGACGAGUUCUCCUCACUGGGCCCUGGAGGUGCACACCAGUGUUCCCAGUUCAGCUCCCCUGCAUGUAGACGAACUAACCUGGGACGAACCACUCUGGACCGACGACGCCGUGGUUUCUCCUCCUCGUGGACGGUUCCAGUGGAACCGAUGGAUAAACGCUCUGCGGUCCACACAGACAGACGCUCAGAACACACGACUUCCUUCUUUGUAUUUAUUUACGAGCAGACGUCACGUUUUAAUUUAAGGUCGCUGUCGCAGCUUCAGGUCUUCUGUCUGUGUGUUAAAGUUAUGUCAGAGUCGCCGGAAAAACAUCUGAAAUCUGAAUCCAGUUUAACCUGCAGCAGCUUCUGAAUGCAGUCGUGACUGAAAACAGAAUUGAAUGAAACACUAAGUUAUAGUUUGAUAAUCAAUCAGUCAGUGUGAGAACAUUUUUCAUUUUAAAAAGUCAAAAUUGUCUAAUUGCAGCUUUUUAAAUGUGUGUAUUUUCUUUUUUCUUUUUUUUUUUACCCCCUCUGAAAUGAGACAGAACAACUCUUGUGCACAAAACAUGAUGUUUGAGAAACACUGACGGACAUUUUUCAGCAUUUUCUGACAUUUUUGAGACCAAACAACUAAUUGAUUAAUCCAGAUAAUAAUCAAAAAUGUAACUUAAUCACAGUAAUCCAGUUGUUUCAGACCGAACUCUAUCCGUCUGAUUGCUGUAAUUGGAAAAAGAAAAAUCCAACUUGCUCAACCUUUAUUUAAACUCUGAAUACACUGAAGUAUAAAGACCUUAUUUACAAUAUGGUGGAGUAAGAAAAUAAAAGUUUGAGUAACAAUAUGUAAAGGAAAACUUGUAAAAAAUGUUCAAACACACUAAUUAGAGUCUUUAAAACUCAAAAACAAGAGAAUCAACUGAAACAAGAACAUCUGGAAGUCAAAUGAGAUGCAAUUAAAAACCUGAUUUGCUCUAAAGUGUAAAAUUUAAAUCAUCAAAAUAAAAAAUAACUU